GCACAGGUUCGCCUUCCGUCUCCCUUAUUAAUGGCAGCUAUCAAUGCUGCAUCCAAUGCUGCUAGAAGGACGUCAGUCACUUCGAACCCAGGCUCAGAUUUCUUCGUUUGCACUCCUUCUAUUGCCUCUAGUGAACCAACUUCGUCUCCUCCAGGGCUUUAUUCUUUUGGGUCAAGCUUCGCGCAUUCGUUUGUUGGAGCUGCUGCUCACAGUGUAUCUGGUAUUUCGGGCUCUGUCUCAUCAGGCUCCAACCCUAGCGCCGCCAUCGCCUCUUCAGUUGGA
Molecule: messenger RNA, 282 nt
Organism: Protopolystoma xenopodis
Lineage: Eukaryota; Metazoa; Platyhelminthes; Monogenea; Polystomatidea; Polystomatidae
Source: the annotation of a GenBank genome assembly